Thyridium curvatum is the source of this 2898-nucleotide messenger RNA. RefSeq lists its product as uncharacterized. The coding region runs from base 1 to 2898 and encodes 965 amino acids. The transcript is spliced from 4 exons. Gene Ontology annotation, biological process: protein O-linked glycosylation via mannose. The record is from RefSeq and is a predicted model, not a curated record. Lineage: Eukaryota; Fungi; Ascomycota; Sordariomycetes; Thyridiales; Thyridiaceae. Gene Ontology annotation, cellular component: membrane; endoplasmic reticulum. Gene Ontology annotation, molecular function: dolichyl-phosphate-mannose-protein mannosyltransferase activity.
AUGGCGCGCUCCUCGGGAGCCAAAUCCCCUGCGAGGGCCUCGACGCCGCCCUCAGCCCACACCCGGUCCAAGACCAAGGCCAAGAGCGCGACCGACUACACCUCUGAAGGUGUCGAGGACAACGAUGUCUUCCUCCUGCCCGUCUCCGACUACCAGGUGAUGAUUGCUGUCACUGUCCUGGCUGCCGUCGUUCGUCUCUUCCGCAUCUACCAACCCACCAGUGUUGUCUUCGACGAGGUCCACUUCGGUGGCUUCGCGUCCAAGUACAUCAAGGGCAAGUUCUUUAUGGAUGUCCACCCCCCUCUGGCUAAGCUCCUCAUCACCCUUGCCGGCUGGCUGGCCGGCUUCGACGGAGAGUUCGACUUCAAGGAGAUUGGCAAGGACUACCUCGAGCCCGGCGUCCCAUACGUCGCCAUGCGCCUUUUCCCUGCCAUCUGUGGAAUUCUCCUCGCGCCUACCAUGUUCCUCACUCUCAAGGCUGCUGGCUGCCGUACGGCCACCGCCAUGAUGGGUGCUGGUCUGAUCAUCUUUGAGAACGGCCUUCUUACCCAGGCUCGUCUGAUCCUGCUCGACUCUCCCCUCAUGAUUGCCACCGCCUUCACCGGCCUCGCCUUCACCUGCUUCACCAACCAGCACGAGCUUGGUCCCGAGAAGGCUUUCCAGCCGAGCUGGUGGUUCUGGCUGGCCAUGAGCGGUCUUGGCCUUGGUGCUACUGUCAGCAUCAAGUGGACCGGUCUUUUCACCAUCGCGUGGGUCGGUCUUCUCACCCUGGUCCAGCUCUGGGUUCUGCUCGCCGAUACCAAGAACGUCACCGUCCGUGUCUUUGCCAAGCACUUCAUGGCCCGUGUCUUCUGCCUGAUCGUCAUUCCCGCCACCUUCUACAUGGCCAUGUUCGCUAUACACUUCCUCUGCUUGGUGAACCCCGGCGAUGGUGAUGGAUUCAUGAGCUCCGAGUUCCAGUCGACUCUGAACUCCAAGGGCAUGCAGGAUACCCCCGUGGACGUGCUGAUGGGUAGCCGCGUUGUCAUCAGGCACGUCAACACCCAGGGUGGCUACCUCCACUCCCACCCUCUGAUGUACCCCACCGGAAGCAAGCAGCAGCAGAUCACCCUGUACCCCCACAAGGACGAGAACAACAUCUGGCUCCUCGAGAACCAGACCCAGCCCCUCGACAUCCACGGCGAACCCAUCAACGGCACCCUGGCCUGGGACAACCUCGAGCCGACCUACAUCAAGGAUGGCGACAUCCUCCGCCUUUACCACCAGCCUACUCACCGCCGUCUCCACUCUCACGACGUCCGCCCUCCUGUCACCGAGGCUGACUGGCAGAACGAGGUCUCGGCGUAUGGCUACGAGGGCUUCGACGGCGAUGCCAACGAUAUGUUCCGCGUCGAGAUUGUCAAGAAGAAGUCGCACGGCGAGCUCGCCAAGCAGCGCCUCCGGACUAUUGAGACCAAGUUCAGGCUCGUCCACAUCAUGACUGGCUGUGUUCUGUUCUCGCACAAGGUCAAGCUUCCUCAGUGGGCCUCUGAGCAGCAGGAGGUGACCUGCGCCCGUGGCGGUACACUUCCCAACAGCCUGUGGUACAUCGAGUCCAACGAGCACCCUCAGCUCGGUCCCGAUGCUGAGAAGGUCAACUACCGCAACCCUGGCUUCUUCGGCAAGCUCAUCGAGCUGAACAUUGUCAUGUGGAAGACCAACGCCGGCCUGACCGACUCUCACGCCUGGGACUCCCGCCCGAGCUCUUGGCCUAUCCUGCGCCGUGGCAUCAACUUCUGGGGUAAGACUUACCGCCAGAUCUACCUCAUCGGCAACCCCCUCGUCUGGUGGAGCUCCACUGUUGCUGUGGCUGUCUAUGCCAUCUUCAAGGGUGUCGCUGUCCUCCGCUGGCAGCGCAGCUGCAACGACUACUCCAACACGGUCUUCAAGCGCUUCGACUACGAGAUCGGCACCUCGGUGCUCGGCUGGGCGCUGCACUUCUUCCCCUUCUACCUGAUGCAGCGCCAGCUGUUCCUCCACCACUACUUCCCCGCUCUCUACUUCGCCAUCAUGGCCUUCGCUCAGGUCUUCGACUUUGCCACCUCGCGUGUCCGAGGCAUCGGCCUGCGCGAGAACCCCGUCGUCGGCAAGGCCGCCGCCGUCGCUUUCCUCGCUCUCUCGGCUGUUGUGUUCCUUCUGUUUGCGCCCCUGGCCUACGGAAAUGCCUGGACCAAGUCCGAGUGCAACCGCGUCAAGCUCUUUGACACCUGGGACUGGGACUGCAACACCUUCCCUGACAACUACGACGCCUACAACUCCCUCGAGGUCAGCAGCUCCGCCGAGCCGACCCCUGAGGUCUCUGCUCCUCCCCAGCAGCAGGACCAGCAGGCCGUCGCUCCUCCCGUGGGCGAGCCGGCAGCGCAGGUGCCCAUCGCCGACGACAAGGCCGCGCAGCAGGCCCCGGGCCAGCAGGCGGCGGGGAUCUCGGGCGCACCCCCGCCGCCGAACCAGCGCAUCCUGUCGCGCGAGGAGCGCGUCGAGUACCGGGACCAAAACGGAAACCUGCUCAACGAGGAGCAGGUCAAAGAGCUGGAGGGCAAGGUCGAGUUCAAGACGAGGUACGAGACGCGCACGCGCGUCGUCGACGAGAACGGCGUCGAGAUCCCUUCCGAGAGCGGAGGCGGGAGCGGCUCGGGCGAGGGCCGCGGAAACCCGGCUGGCGUCGCGCCGCCGCACCCCGACGUUGAGGGCGUCGACAGGCAGACGGUCAACAGCAACCGCAACCGGGAGGGCGGCGGCGGCGACGACAAGGAGCCGAGGGGCGGCGCGUCGGCGGACAAGUCUGCCGACGGGCAGGUCGAGAAGGAGCAGAACCGGCCCAAGCCUGCGAGCGAGGGGAAUGAGGCGCCGACCGUCUAA